This is a messenger RNA of Vicia faba (fava bean), 867 nucleotides long. The record is from the annotation of a GenBank genome assembly. NCBI's taxonomy places the organism in Eukaryota, Viridiplantae, Streptophyta, Magnoliopsida, Fabales, Fabaceae.
AUGAUAAGGGAUGAUGGAGAUGCUUCUGAGUUAGCUGUGUAUGUUGUUGGAAAUAACUGUGAAGUUGAGAUAUUCUCAGAGCCAAAACUAGUUACACGAGAGGCCGCCUUUAUGAAUAUGGUUAAAGAGAAAGGCAAUGGGAAAAUAUGUGAUGAAGAUGAUGGCAAAUUAAGUGAAUGUAGUGGUGAUUCUAGUGAUGAAUAUGUGAUGGGUGUACACUUUGAUGAUAGUGAGGAGGAGGGGAUGAAAGGGUUUGAUGAAGGGGUUGAUGUAGGUGUUGAUGGUGAACCUAGAACUAAAAUUGUUGCUAAUAGUGAUGCCUCAAAUGAACUAGUCAAGAACAUGUUUAUCAUAGAAGAAAUGGGUAAGGAACGUGUCAUUGAAGAGGACUACAUGACUGAUGAACUAGAUAGUGGGGCUGAUGAUGACAGUUGUGUUAAAAGUCUAUGUGUAAUCAAGUUCAAUAAAGAAGAUGCUCUAAGUAAGGAUUUUACUUCCAAGGUUGGAAUGGAGUUUUCUUCACUGAAACAGUUCAAACAUGAUAUGCUAGAGCAUAAUGUUUUGAAUGGUAGGGAUGUAAGGAUAAAAGCAACAUUUGCAAAACACGAGUGUGGAAGCCAAUUCUUCAACAAAAAUGCUAAAGCAGAGUGGGUUGCUAAGGUCAUUGUUGAUGGGUGGAAGAAUAACACAAAUAAGAAGUUAAAUGAGGUGGUAGCAGAUGUUAGACUUAGGUAUUCCACUGAAAUCCCAUAUUGUAGAGCUUUCAAGGAAAGGAAAAUUUCUUGUAGAAGGAUCUUUUCUCCAUUCUUCUUAUACACUUUCAUAAACAUCACUUCCUUGUGCAAUAUCGUCAUCCUAUAUGAAUAA